Molecule: messenger RNA, 1752 nt
Organism: Mucor velutinosus
Lineage: Eukaryota; Fungi; Mucoromycota; Mucoromycetes; Mucorales; Mucoraceae
Exons: 2
Coding region: 1-1752 (583 amino acids)
Biological process (GO): amino acid transmembrane transport
Cellular component (GO): vacuolar membrane
Molecular function (GO): L-amino acid transmembrane transporter activity
Source: RefSeq, a predicted model, not a curated record
AUGUCAAACGAAAAUAUUAGAGGUACAGCCGAUCUCUCAAAGGUUCGCAGUAAAUCAUAUGAUCUUCCAAGAAACAGACCUACCGGCGGAUCUCGUCAAGCUAGUCAUGCCCAUUUUGCUGAUAUCGUCGAAGAUGAAGGUGCUCCCACUUCCCGUCCCAAUUCUGAGGCCAUUAACGCCAACGCAAUGCCGAAUCACAUCCGUCGUCCUCAUUUCGAUGAGUCCAGUCGAAUGAAUUCCUCAGGUAACAUGCGUCCUACACCAAGACCCAAGAUUUCAAGCAGAACAACAUCAUUCGCCUCCGUUGCUGCCAAACGAAGAUCGAUGGCAAGAACAAUUUCAUCUCUUUCCUUGUAUAGUAAUUUCGCUGGUGAGCAUCUAGAUGAUAGCUAUCAGGGAUCUAGAUCACAUCGCAAUAGCAUGGUAGACCCGGAAAAAAGACAAAGCUACAUUUCACAAAAGUCGUCAAUUCGCAAGCAUGAGGAGUCUACUGUGGGUGAGGAAAUGGUGGAAAACAUUGAAGAGGCUGUGCCCAAGGCCUCUGUUGGAAAGGCCAUGUUUAUGUUUCUCAAGGCAUUCAUUGGCUCUGGUGUGCUAUUUUUGCCCAAAGCUUUUCAAAAUGGUGGUUUAGCGUUAUCCAUUGUGUUGAUGGUGGUUAUUGCCGCAAUUUGUUUGUUUGCCUUUUUGAGAUUAGUGAAUACACAAAAGGUAAUUGGUGGAUCGUAUGGUGAUAUGGGUGGUUUGCUGUAUGGUCAAUACCUUCGCUUUCUGGUCUUGUUCUUUAUCGUGAUUUCUCAAAUUGGCUUUGUCUGCUCUUAUUUCAUCUUUGUGUCUGGUAAUCUUCUCAACGCUGUCAAUGUGCUUUCAAAUUGCACUGCCGGAAUUGAACAAAAAUACUAUAUUUGGAUGCCCCUCAUUAUUUUGAUUCCACUUGCUCUGGUCAGACAUAUUGCAAAGCUGUCUUUUACUGCUAUUAUUGCAGAUAUCUUUAUCCUGUUUGGCUUGGUCUGUAUCAUUUACUUUACUGCUGACCAAUUAGCUGUCCAUGGUGUCGGUCCCAAUAUUGCUGCUGUGAAUCCUGCCAACUUUGCUCUCAUGAUUGGCACUGCUACGUUCUCAUUUGAAGGUAUUGGCCUUAUUAUCCCUAUCGUAGAAUCCAUGGAGCGCCCUGAAAGAUUCCCCUUUGUGCUUACAUUGGGCAUGAUUAUUGUUUGCGUUAUUUACAUUUUGAUCGGUACUAUUUCAUACUUGGCCUACGGCGAUACCAUUCAAGCUGCUGUCAUUUACAAUUUCCCUCCUGAUAACAAACUUACCAUCGCCGUUGAGUUGCUGUAUUCCUUGGCUAUCUGCUUAACUGCUCCCUUAAUGCUCUUCCCUGCUUUAAAGAUUAUCGAAAAUGGUCUCUUCCGCAAAUUCAGAUCUGGUAGGGAUAGUCUUGGUGUCAAGUGGUCCAAGAAUGUCUAUAGAACGAUUCUUUGUGUGCUUUGUGCUGCUAUUUCUUUUGGUAUUGGUGGUGAUAACCUCGAUAAAUUUGUAUCAUUGGUUGGCUCUGUCGCAUGUGUGCCCUUGUGCUUCAUUUUCCCUGGUAUGUUCCACUGGAAGGUUUGCAAAAAAAACAUUGACAAGGUCUGGAAUGGCCUCUUGAUGAUCUUUGGUUUGGGUAUCAUGAUCUAUACUUUGUAUGUUUCAAUUAACUCCUGGAUUCACCCCACCGCUGCUGGCGAAGCAUUGGCUCCUUACUGUCCUGCUUAA